Messenger RNA from Ricinus communis (castor bean), 4849 nucleotides. Its product is annotated as ATP-dependent RNA helicase DEAH13. The transcript has 11 exons. The record is from RefSeq and is a predicted model, not a curated record. Gene Ontology annotation, molecular function: ATP binding; RNA binding. Gene Ontology annotation, cellular component: intracellular anatomical structure; nucleolus. Bases 251 to 4147 code for a protein of 1298 amino acids. Lineage: Eukaryota; Viridiplantae; Streptophyta; Magnoliopsida; Malpighiales; Euphorbiaceae. Gene Ontology annotation, biological process: maturation of SSU-rRNA from tricistronic rRNA transcript (SSU-rRNA, 5.8S rRNA, LSU-rRNA).
CCCUAGAAUUAAAAUAAAAUCACCCUCGCUUUUCUCUUCUCUUUCAGACACAUACCCGGCGUCUCAUAUCGCAGUGUAGUGAACGACUUUUGCCGUUUUUUCUCUUCACAAUCUCUUCAUAUUUAUAUAUAAGAAAGCAUUAGUUCGAGACUUAUCUCCGUUGUUAAAUUUGAACGUGAAAUUUCUUUCUUUCUGUAUUUCUGGGUAAUUCUUCAGCGGCCACAUCUAGUUUUAGCUUUACAGAGUCGACAUGGAACUGUCUAUAGAAAAUUCAUGUUUGGAAGGUGAUAGCAAUGCAUUAAUCUUGCCUGCGAAGAAAUCAAAUAAAAGGAAAGGAAUGAAUCGGAAAGAUGAAAGAUUCCAACAAAAUAAACAACCAAAGCUGAGCAAAUACCAGCAAAGGAAAUUGAAGAAGCUGGAGGAGGAGAAGGAGAAAGAAUUUUUGCUAGCAAAAAGCAUUGAGACCUUGGAGAAAUACAAGAUACCUGAGGAUGCCUUUUCUCUUCUCCGAUCAUCAAAAAAUAUAAGUCGGGUUGAAACUGUGAAAGAAAAACGCAUUAUGGCUGUACAAUUUUCCAAGGCAGGUCUAGGAGUUUCACAUGGUGAUGGUACUUCCCGUGAGACAGAAGCUGAAUCAGAAAAAACGCACUCACAGCAAGCUAUGGAUGAGAAUGACCUUUGGCUUCAGCCUUUGGUGACAGAAACUGAAAUCGUAAUUGAUGCUUCUAAUCCAAUGGCUAGUUGCCAAAAGCUAGGUAGUGGCAAUACACCUGGCCUGGAUGGUGCAUCUGCUUCUGUCUUCUCAGCUGAAGAAGUUUGUAGUCUCAAUACCUGUAAACCUAUUCAAGAAGACUCUAAGCAUUCUUCAUUAGAAACCUCACAGUCAAUGGGUAAAUCAGAUGAGAAAGUAAUCGUAGAUUCGGCAAAGCCUAGCAAUUUACCAGAUUGUUCUUUGCAAAGACAUAUAGAAACCCCAACAGUGGUGCAUGUGGUAAGGCCAAAUGAGGUGGAAGAGAAGAGGAAGGAUCUUCCAAUAGUUAUGAUGGAGCAGGAGAUAAUGGAAGCUAUAAAUUAUCAUUCCACUGUUAUUAUCUGUGGAGAAACUGGGUGUGGCAAAACUACACAAGUUCCUCAGUUCCUCUAUGAAGCAGGCUUUGGUUCUAAUCAGUCUCUUGCUCGAGGUGGGGUUAUUGGAGUUACUCAACCACGUCGUGUUGCUGUUCUUGCAACCGCUAGACGUGUGGCAUAUGAGCUUGGCCUUCAUCUUGGUAAGGAGGUUGGCUUUCAAGUGAGACAUGACAGGAGGAUUGGAGACAGUUCUGCAAUCAAAUUUAUGACUGAUGGAAUUUUAUUACGAGAACUUCAGAGUGAUUUUUUAUUAAAGCGUUACUCUGUCAUAAUACUGGAUGAAGCUCACGAGAGAAGUGUGAACACAGACAUACUCAUAGGAAUGCUCUCUCAUGUCGUUCGACUCCGCCAGAAGACAUAUGAGCACCAACAAAAGUUGGUGCUUUCAGGACAAAGCAUAACCCCUGAAAAUAUGAUUUUUCCCCUCAAACUAGUCCUGAUGAGUGCCACUUUGCGAGUGGAAGAUUUUGUUUCUGGAACCAAGUUAUUGCGUUACUCUUCUCCUGUCAUUGAAGUUCCCACCAGACAGUUUCCAGUAACUGUGCAUUUUUCGAAGAGAACAGAUAUUGUGGACUACAUUGGCCAAGCCUAUAAGAAGGUCAUGUCAAUCCACAAGAGGCUGCCACAAGGAGGCAUACUAGUGUUUGUCACGGGGCAGAGAGAGGUAGAGUACUUGUGCCAGAAGUUACACAAAGCAUCAAAACAACUGACUACUAGAGCUGUUGAGGGGAACGAAUUCUCCACUGCAUCUGAAAUAAAUUCGAUCGAGGGAAUUAACAUGAAGGACAUCAAUGAGGCAUUUGAGAAUCGGGGGAACUCAGAUGAACAUCAAACUGACAGAUUUAGCUCCCUCGAUGAAGAUGUGCCAUUUUUUAAUGAGGAUGACUCAGAUAUCUCUCAUGAUUCAGAAACAGAGAGCGAAUUGGAAUUUGUCAGUGAUGAUGUAGAUUCCGCUGACCAGAGCAUUCACAAAAAUGGCAGUAAUGUCUUAGAUGUUUUAGGAGAGGAAGGGAGUCUUUCCUCUCUAAGGGCUGCUUUUGAAGCAUUGGCUGGAAAGCCUGAAUCUGAAACUAAUUCUGAGGGUAAACAGACUCCUUUUGUGCCAGAAGAAUGGGUAGAGCAGUCUAACCACAGUGUAGGGAAGAAUAGUAGAGGAGGUAAGGGCAUCUCUAUUGGUGCAUUGCGUGUUUUGCCUCUUUAUGCCAUGCUUCCUGCAGCAGCACAGUUGCGUAUAUUUGAUGAGGUCAAGGAAGGGGAGCGGCUUGUUGUGGUUGCCACUAAUGUUGCUGAAACCUCUUUAACCAUCCCAGCCAUAAAGUAUGUUGUUGAUACUGGAAGGGAAAAAGUGAAGAACUAUAACCCCUCUAAUGGCAUGGAAACAUAUGAAAUACAAUGGAUCAGUAAGGCAUCAGCUGCUCAACGGGCUGGACGAGCUGGUAGAACUGGGCCUGGCCACUGUUACCGCCUCUAUUCAUCUGCAGUCUUUAAUAACAUACUCCCUGACUUCUCUUGUGCUGAAAUCUCUAAAGUGCCUCUUGAGAACAUUGUUCUUAUCCUGAAAUCCAUGAGCGUUAAGGUAGAAAAUUUCCCUUUUCCAACUCCUCCAGAGGCCAAUGCAUUGAAAGAAGCAGAAGAUUGCUUAAAGAUUCUUGAAGCACUUGAUGAAAAUGGGAGAUUGACAGCCCUCGGGAAGGCCAUGUCUUAUUUUCCCAUGGGUCCUCGCCACUCUCGAAUGCUUCUUACUGUUAUCCAAAUUUUGAAGUUUAGAAAUUUUGCCAGGCCGCAUCUGAUUCUAGGUUAUGCAGCUGCAGCAGCUGCAGCAUUGAGCUUGUCUAAUCCUUUUCUGAUACAGUUUGAAGGAAGUCAGGAUGAUAACAAUGUCUUAGAUCAGGAUGGGGGAUCUGGCACCUUAGACAAUAAGAAAAACUUGGACAAGCAGGAAAAAUUGAGAAAAAAGAAACUGAAAGAGACACUCAAAGUCUCUCGAGAAAAGUUUUCCAAUCUGACCAGUGAUGCUCUGACUAUAGCCUAUGCAUUACAGUGUUUUGAACUUUCUAAUAGCCCAGUUGAGUUCUGCUCUGAAAAUGCACUACACCUUAAAACCAUGGAAGAAAUGUCCAAGCUAAGAAAGCAGAUUCUCCAACUAGUCUUUAAUAAAAAUGUUAAUCAUGGGUUUGAGCAGGAUUUCUCUUGGAGUCAUGGAAACAUGGGGGAUGUAGAACAAGCUUGGAGGGUCUUAUCCAGAAAACUUAAAUUGGAUGAGGAAGAGCUCUUAUGCCAAGCUAUCUGUGCUGGCUGGGCAGAUAGAAUUGCAAAACGAAUCAGAGGAGAUUCAAAGUCAUCUGAAGGGGACAGAAGAGUAAAUUCUGUACGGUAUCAAGCCUGCAAGGUUAAAGAAGAUGUAUUCCUCCAUCGUUGGUCAUAUCUUUCGAGUUCACCUCCUGAGUUUCUGGUAUACAGUGAAUUGCUGCAUACAAAGCGGCCAUACAUUCAUGGAGCAACAAGUGUUAAACCAGAGUGGAUUGUCAAAUAUGCUGGGUCUUUAUGCAGACUUUCUACUGUUGAGGAUCCCAAACCAUAUUAUGAGCCUGAAACUGAUCAAGUAUAUUGUUGGCUCAGGCCAACUUUUAAGCCUCAUCUGUGGCAGCUUCCACUGUGCAGUCUGCCAAUUAGCAAUGACAUAGAUCGUGUGAAGGUCUUUGCUUGUGCCUUGCUUGAAGGCCAGGUUUUGCCAUGCUUAAGACCCUGCAGGGAACAUAUGGCAGCCCGUCCUAGUAUCAUUUUGAACCAAGAAGCCGCAGGUGAAAGUCGGGUUGGAAACCUUUUAUACAAGUUAAAUACAAAGUUCGUUGAUAGCUGUGCGAUGUUAAGAGAGCUGUGGAAACAGAAUCCUGAUGAACUGCAUUCUGAGAUUCUACACUGGUUUAAGAAGACUUAUUACAGUAAAUUUGGAGAACUUUGGUCAAGAAUGCAUAUCGAAGUUCAGUUGGAGCCCCAUGAACGCUUUAGCAAAAGGUGAAGAAAAAAGGGCUAGUUUGUGAGCUAGAUACAAGAUGUCCAAUUAUUGAUGGGUUAUUCGUUGUCUGAAAGAGCUGCCUUGGUUUGACAAGGAAAAGAAGUAACACAAGUAAUUUCCUCUGUAAUUUAGGCUAAAUCCACCAAUUAGCUUAUGCCUAAGGUAAUCUGGGGGCUCAUCUUUGCUUGGAGUAGAAAUAUGGAUAUAGAUGAGUAAACAAGUAAACAAGUUUGCUGUUGUUCUCCCUUGGUGGUGAAGUUCAAGCGUUAAGCUGUCACCUUGGGAAAGCAUCAUUAUUUCUUUCUGAGACAGUUCCAAAGCAAGCAGUAGAUUAUCUUAACAAAGUCUGCUGAUGAUGAUGGUCAAUACUCCCCUAGUAGAUACUGAAGACGAGCUGAUAAGAUUUGUCUCUUAUGAUGUUAGUUAAUGGCUGACUGGAUGGCUAAAAAUAGUUGGUUGGUUUGUGCCAUUGUAAUUGGGUUGACCAACUACGGAAUAUCUACUAAAUGAUUCAGCUUUAGUCCUCUUCUUCCAUCCAAUGCUGAAUCAAAUUCACUGAUCUAGAUCUUGGUAGGGCAUGCAAUAUUGCAAUAUAAUGGAGAAAGCCUGUCCAUUCCUCUCGGCAAAUGAGAGGCAAUUAAAAACAGAAAUGAAACUUUACUUCUUUUUUUUCUCUUUAAAUCAAAUGAACUAAAGUUGUCCUUU